Cercospora beticola is the source of this 1557-nucleotide messenger RNA. RefSeq lists its product as uncharacterized. The record is from RefSeq and is a predicted model, not a curated record. Gene Ontology annotation, molecular function: carbohydrate:proton symporter activity. NCBI's taxonomy places the organism in Eukaryota, Fungi, Ascomycota, Dothideomycetes, Mycosphaerellales, Mycosphaerellaceae. Gene Ontology annotation, biological process: transmembrane transport; carbohydrate transport. Gene Ontology annotation, cellular component: membrane.
AUGGGCUGGGUCUCACGUAUCUUCUCCACUGGAGAAGAGGGAAGCAACAGAAAGCUCAAUGCCUACAACAUAUGGAUGCUGCUCUUUGUCUCCAUCGGCAGCAUGGUAUAUGGCUACACUGCCAGUAUCAUUGGCUCAACUCUGGGCCAACCCACCUUCAUCGCAUACUUCCAGCUCGCGACUCGUCCCAAUGGCACCCAACUCAUUGCAGCUACGAAUGGCCUCUUUCAGGCCGGAGGUGUCAUUGGCACUCUGACACUCCCUCUCUUCACCGAUAGGUGGGGCAGGAAGGCUGGCUUGGGAGUGAGCGCUCUCCUUGCUCUUAUCUCGGGCGCCGCACUGGCGGGAAGUACCCACAUCAUUGUAUUCCUGAUUUUCCGCUUCAUUGCCGGAGCCAGCGCAUUCAUGAUCCUUGCCGCCGUGCCAAUCUGGAUGUCCGAAGUGGUACCUCCUUACUUGCGAGGCGCUCUCGUCAACGUGCACGCCAUCUCACUCGUGUUCGGUUACUUCAUUCAAUCGUGGAUCGGCUUUGGCUUCUACCACUGGAAAGAGGGCGGAAACUGGACCUGGCGUGUCCCGAUUCUUUUCCAGUGUCUCUGGCCGCUGAUGUUGCUUAGUGGACUGUACUGGGUGCCUGAGAGUCCCCGUUGGUUGUGCAUGAAAGACCGCGGCGAGGAAGCGAAGAACAUUCUCUUCCGUCUGCACGACGAUCCAUCAGACCCUUCACACUCCUUUGCUCGAGCAGAGUACGUUCAAAUCCAGAAACAGCUCACACUUGACCGCACGCUCGACGACAGCUGGAUGCACAUCUUCCGCAAACCAUCUCUUCGCAAGCGUCUGUGGUUGACAAUCGGCACUACCGGUUUCAUCCAAUGCUCCGGUGUGCUCGUCAUCAACAACUACGGUCCCACACUGUACAGAAACCUCGGAUUCUCCGAGACCAAGCAAUUGUUGUACCCUGCAGCCUGGCUCACAUUGGCUGUGGGUCUCAAUGCCAUGGCUUCCCUCUUGGUCGAUCACUUCAACCGAGCCAAGUUCCUCGCCAUCGGGGUCUUUGGCUGUAUGGUCACCCUCAUCAUCGAAGCGGCUCUCAUUGCCGAAUUCGUCCCAUCAAACAACUCUGCAGCACUUCAAGCGGCUGUGGCAAUGCUCUUCAUUUUCGAGAUUCCGUAUGACUGGUGUCUCGAUGGACUUCAGUUCACCUACAUCUCCGAAAUCUGGCCCAGUCAUCUCCGUGCCAAAGGCAUGUCUGCGGGUGUGGCCAUGAUUUCGCUCAUGAAUAUCAUGUGGUUGCAGGCAGCUCCAACUGCUUUUGAGACUAUCGGCUGGAAGUUCUACUUGUGCUUCAUCAUUCCUGGAACCAUCGGCAGUGUCAUCAUGUGGUUCUGGUUCCCAGAUACCAAGGGCAAGCCACUCGAAGAAGUUGCUGCCAUCUUUGGAGACGUUGACGAGGUCGCUGUGUAUCAAAGGGAUAUCGAUAUCAGCAUUGACGAUAAGAUGGGAGAGAAGGAAGGUAGUGUUGUGUAUGUUGAAGAGGCCGGCGUUCACAAGGCAUAG